AUGACACAGGACUCGGGCUCAUCAGCCGCGCCGGCAGCAACAGCAACAGUCACAGGCUACGAGCUACCAUGGGUGGAAAAGUAUCGGCCGUUGCGGCUCGACGAUGUGGUUGGUAACAGAGACACCAUCGACCGUCUGAAAGUGAUUCAGAACGACGGCAACUGUCCACACCUUCUCAUCUCGGGAUUGCCGGGCAUCGGAAAGACCACUUCAGUCCUCUGUCUCGCGCGUGCACUUCUCGGAGAUGCCUACAAAGAAGGUGUGCUUGAGCUCAACGCUUCCGAUGAACGAGGUGUGGAUAUCGUCCGAAACAAGAUCAAGAACUUUGCCCAGAAGAAAGUCUCGCUCCCGCCAGGCAGGCACAAGAUCGUCAUCCUCGAUGAAGCCGAUAGUAUGACACCAGCAGCACAGCAAGCUUUGCGUCGCACCAUGGAGAUCUACUCCAACACAACACGUUUCUGCUUUGCUUGCAACCAAAGCAACAAGAUCAUCGAGCCCAUUCAGUCCAGAUGUGCUAUCUUGCGGUACGCUAAAAUCAGAGACGAGCAGAUCUUGAAGCGUUUAUUGGAGAUUUGCAAGAUGGAAGGUGUCGAGUAUUCGGAUGAGGGUUUGGGUGCUAUCAUCUUUACUUCUGAGGGAGAUAUGCGUCAGGCGAUCAACAACUUGCAGUCGACUUAUACGGGUUUGGGCUUCGUCAACCCAGAGAACGUGUUCAAGGUGUGCGACCAGCCACAUCCAUUCUUGAUCCGCUCGUUGUUGAUGGCGUGUAAGAAGGGGGUUGUCGAUGAGGCGAUGGAGAAGCUGGAUGAGAUCUGGUCCAAGGGGUAUGCUGCCGUUGAUAUCGUCACAACGCUCUUCCGUGUCGUUAAGACGCUGGAUGGCGUUCCAGAAGCUACCAAGCUCGAAUUCAUCAAGGAAAUCGGCUGGACACACAUGAAGAUCCUCGAAGGUGUUGCCACCGUUGUUCAGCUCGGCGGUCUCAUUGCGAGACUGUGCAAGCUCAGCAUGGACCCGAAGCAAUUCCAAGUCUAA
Molecule: messenger RNA, 1032 nt
Organism: Ustilago hordei
Lineage: Eukaryota; Fungi; Basidiomycota; Ustilaginomycetes; Ustilaginales; Ustilaginaceae
Product: putative RFC4 - DNA replication factor C, 37 kDa subunit
Exons: 3
Coding region: 1-1032 (343 amino acids)
Biological process (GO): DNA-templated DNA replication; DNA repair
Cellular component (GO): Elg1 RFC-like complex; Ctf18 RFC-like complex; DNA replication factor C complex
Molecular function (GO): ATP hydrolysis activity; ATP binding; DNA binding
Source: RefSeq, a predicted model, not a curated record